Molecule: messenger RNA, 951 nt
Organism: Striga asiatica
Lineage: Eukaryota; Viridiplantae; Streptophyta; Magnoliopsida; Lamiales; Orobanchaceae
Source: the annotation of a GenBank genome assembly
AUGGAAAGUCACCGGAAAUCGCCGCCGCCGGCAGCCACCCGCGCACAUUCCAUGCCCAGCCGCGUGCCGCCCGACACCGGUGCAUGCUCCCAGCGCCGCUCCCGCACACUAUCCCUCCACGCCUCACGCCACCGCUGCUCGUGUUCCUCCGCGCCCUAUCCCAACACGAGAAGCACGCGCGGCCCGUCCGCGCACGCUGCACGCCCACGUGACCACACUCGCCCUUGCCCAGUCUGCAUCGGCCUAGGACAGCUGCUCCCGCACCCGCACGUGCAUCCAGCGCCUGCCCGCGUCUAUCCACUUGUCCGCGCGUCCCUACCAGCACCCGACGCGUCCCGACCAGCAUCUGUCCGCGACCAGCGCCUGACCAUACCCGAGAUGCACCUUGACCGAGUCGCAGUCGAGCUCGACCGAGCCAAGCUACAGUCUGACCGAACAGUGCCUCGUCGCAGUGGGAGGGUUUCUCAUUUACCCGACCGAUGGAUAGAAACUCGACCCUCCGCGACUGAGGCGUUACCGUCGACAGUGCUCCCGAUUGUCGUCGGAGAAAAUCCCGAGCAAACAGAACUAACGGCAGCAAAUUGCAACGCCGCUCACUCACCACAGAUAGCGGAGGUUACCGGCCAACUCCACUCGAUUAAAUUCGGCUCUAUUCCAUCGGAGGGUUGCCAAGAUUUGUUGGUGCCGACGGGCUUGCUCCUCCCUGCUCAAUCGUCUCUAUCUGAUGGCGGCGACCAGGUAAGCUUUAACCCUCAGCUUCCACUUCAAGUGGAGACAUACACUCGGGCCAAGACUUCUCAGACGGGCCUCUUGACUACUAAGGGUGGGCCACAACUUCCUAGGCCCAAUUCAACCAACAACCUUCCCUUAAACCAUUUUGGGCCGGCCAUUCCCCACCAUAAUCCUUCUCAGCCUACAUCUCACUCCCCACCCCAAUCCCAACACUAUUAA